AUGCCUGGCGACCUAAUCUCCCACGACAUUGAGGGUGGUGGGGAUGGUGGUGGUGUAGCUCUCCCACUUUUCGGAGGUACGCUCGUCGAAGAUUGGCCCUCUCAUCAACUCAGGUCAGUCACCCUCCAUCACCUCACAAGACGCUUCGUCACGCCUUCCGUGCUCAUCAACUCACUCGCGACCCUUUCGAUGCUCUCUCAAUCCCUCCCAGAUUGGAAGCUUGGUUCCGCAUACGUUCGAUCUCUCUCGAUUCGCCCCAAGCGACCGACUGUCUCUUGCUUUCAUUGAGGGGUUACGCCGCGUUGGUGUAUCAGCGCUUGGAACGCUCGGAGCGAUCGACGUACGAGAAAGGAGUUGGGUGGCUGACGAAUUAUUUCGUGAACGAGACGAGGACGAGGUAAGCCCCCUUUUCUGUAUGACGACCUGUAUGGUGAGGAUGAACACUCACACCGCCCUUGCUGACUCAUCUUUGUGCGAAAAUAAAUGUCCUUCAGGCUGAUGCGAACGAUGGCGCACAAGAAACUCGUUGCUCGGACUUAUCGUGAGAAAGGAAGAAGGGGGGAAUUCGUGAUGGAUAUGGUGCAAGAAUUGGAAGUACUCUUCUUUCAGGCCGGGAUACAUGAUCAAGAUGGGGCGAAGAGGAGGGCCUUCAUCCAGUCAGUGCAUUGUCUGAGUUAGCUUUUGUGUCCGAGGAGGCUUGUGCUUACUCAAUGGAGAGUUAACGACAGGUGCUUCAACGACUAUGCUGAGCUCAAACAUCGUCUCGAGCUGUCGACCACGAGGUAUGCCGAGGCGAUCGACGUGGCUAUGCAGUGGGAGUCGACGAGGAUCGGACCUCAACCUUCGAUCUCUGAGGCUAAAUCAUCAUCUUCAACCGGAAACGACAAAGCCACAGCUACCAGCGCUUCGAGCAUUUCAUCGCAACACAGUUCCUUUUUUGGCGAGCCGGAAUACAAGAAACUCCAGUCCUUUAUCGCAGCCAGUCGUCCCGAAUCCACCUCAAGCCCAAAGAAGAACCCCGAGCCCUACGUCGAUGCAGCGAACGAACUCUUCCUCGUCUCCACCCUCCUAGACGAACAAGGCGAAUGCCGACCUUCCUCUUCAGUCUACUUCUCCGAUCAACUCCUCUCCUCUCGGUCCCUCCUCGAUCUCCACAGACCGUUGAAUCCUCUUCAAGCUCAAACAACCUCACCCACCCCACUGAUCGCGCACCUCGUUCCUGGACCCCUAGCGCGUCACAGUCGUGAACACCUCGUCGUUGUUGGGGCUGAUCGAGAGGAAAGAGCGGAGGGUCAGAACCGUGGUAGGGCGUCACCGGCUGCUUCGGCGCAGUUCUCUAUUGGUUCGUUACCUUCCGAGAUUCGUCAUUCGAUUCAAUCGAGUCAACAUGGUAUCAUCGUCGUAUCCGAACCCAAUGACGAUCGUUCAAGCUCGCCAACCGCCAAUCAAGGAGUCAAUCCUGACCGUCGCUCGGACUCACGCGUCGACCAAGAGCACGACGACUACGAAUCCACGGGUUUACAACUAGAUCACGCGACCAUCUCACCUCUCAACUCGGUUGCAACAGCUUCCAUCCCUGGAAGUCUGAAUUCAUCCUUCAUCCAAGAGGCCCGCUCUUCAAACCGGUCUUUCGAACUCUCCUCCUACCGUCUCCCCUUCCUCGAAUUUGAUGAACCCAAAUCGCUCGGCGGUCUUGAUGAGUUCCCUACGCCCAAACGUCCUUAUCAACGAUCAACACAGCAACAGACGGGUCAUGGUCGUUCGCAAAGUGCGGUCGAGUUCUACUAUGGUUCAUUCGGAUCGCACGAUAUCGAAGGACUUUCGAUCAAUCGUUCGGUAGUAACAGAGUCGGAUCUUCCUUCCAACGACGCGAGGAAGCCUCAUCCCCCUUCGUUGUACGAUAGCAUCGCGAACGAGAUCGUCGGAGGGGUCUUACCUACCGAGAUGAACAACCUCGCGGACCUCCCAGGUGGUCUACAAGCUCGAAGGAUGAGUUACCCGGGUUUCACUUCGUUGGGUGGGGAGAAGGCGCCGCUGGUGAGGUCGUUCAGGUUCCCGAUGUUUGAGGCUUCUACGCCUGUGAUCAGACUUUGUGAACCUGAUGGAGAGGGGGAGGGGGUUGAGGCUCUGGAGGUGGGGACGAGACGCGAUUCCGAGGGGGAUUCGCUUCGACCCCUUGAACGUGCGUCCGACCUGGAUCGUGCUCAAACCCCUGUAACCACACCGACCCAAGAUAUGCUCCGACCCGACCUCUUCUCUCAACCCACUCCCUCUCUCCAACCCCUCGACCCUCAACAAAGCCUCAAAACUCGUCAGCACCGUUCCCUUUACACCAUGACAUCCAACAACGCUCAUCUGCAAAGCUCGAACUCAGGAAGUAUCGCCCGUCAUCGACAUGUGCGAGGAACGCCUCGGAAACUCGCCAAGCCUGGGCCUGGAGUUUCGCAUGGAAUCACGCCGACGGUGGUGGUGGAUUCACCGAAUCCUCAUUCGGGUCGGGGUCAUAAGCACGUCAAGACGAUGUCGUUGGAUCGAAACUUUUGGCGUUUGGGAGGUGGUGAGGGUGGGAAGGAGGGUAGGAGUCCGAAAUCGUCUGGUUGCACGAUUAUGCCAAUCGGUCCCGGGGGGAAAAGAUCAUCGAAUUCGAGUGGGUGGAAAGGUCUUUGGGGAAGGUGGUUCCAUCCGUCUUUGACGUCGAGUAAGAAUGAAGCAGGGGAGCAAAGGGAACAAAGAGGGUUCCAUGGGCCUUUGAGCUUGUACGAAGGAAAGGAUCAAGAGGAGGCGAAGAGUCCGAGGUUACCGGAGAUGAUUGUGGGUGGAGAAAUGAGGCAUCGAGACGACAGUGGAGAGGGUUUAGAGGAGUUGGUGGAGGACAUGGAGGAUGUGCAUGGUGGGGAGGGGCGACCGGCCAAGGAGAGGAGGGGUUUGAUGAUGAUGGAGACGAGGUUUUGA
Microbotryum saponariae is the source of this 2952-nucleotide messenger RNA. Lineage: Eukaryota; Fungi; Basidiomycota; Microbotryomycetes; Microbotryales; Microbotryaceae. The record is from the annotation of a GenBank genome assembly.